Messenger RNA from Oncorhynchus tshawytscha (Chinook salmon), 1259 nucleotides. RefSeq names its product synaptotagmin-17-like. Gene Ontology annotation, cellular component: membrane. Gene Ontology annotation, molecular function: calcium ion binding; clathrin binding; phosphatidylserine binding. The record is from RefSeq and is a predicted model, not a curated record. NCBI's taxonomy places the organism in Eukaryota, Metazoa, Chordata, Actinopteri, Salmoniformes, Salmonidae. Gene Ontology annotation, biological process: regulation of dopamine secretion; calcium-ion regulated exocytosis; regulation of calcium ion-dependent exocytosis.
CUCUCCAUCACCACUAUAUGAAAACCGUUACAAACAGUUGGAACCCAUCAACAAGGGUGUGCUGGCCAGGCUAACUGACUGUCUAUUGUGUCGGUGGUCGUGUCGCUCAUGUCUGUUGUGGUGUUGGGAGUGCUGCUUUCCACCCAGUGAUGAGGAGGUGGAGAUACUGGGACCCUUCCCUGCUCAGACCCCCUCCUGGCUAGUGAACGAGUGUGUGGAUGAGAAGGACACUGAUACAGGGGUCACUCAUGUUGACUCCAUGGCAAUACCGCAGGACAGUAUUCGGACCCGGAGACGUUCCAGCUCAGAGAUGUCCCGAUCCACCUUCAGCCUGGUCCGACAACUCUCCAGUCUAGACGCCCGCAGGCCCAGCUCUCCGCUGGUUGAUGUGAAACCCAUUGAGUUCUGGGCAAUGGGCCCCAGGAAGGAGGUGAUCCAGCCGCUGCGUCGACCCCAGCCCCCUCCGGAUGACUACUUCAGGAAGUUGGAGCCACACCUCUACUCUCUGGACUCAUCCGGAGACGACGUGGACUCGCUAACGGACGAGGAGAUUCUGCUACGAUACCAACUGGGCAUGCUCCACUUCAGCACACAGUAUGACCUAAUCAACGGCCACCUGGGCGUUAGGGGUGAGGCUCGCGACCUGCCCCCACCUCUGACCUGUGAUGGAGCCCGCCAGGACAUGGCCCACUCCAACCCAUACGUCAAGAUCAGCCUGCUGCCGGACCACAAGAACUCCCGGCAGGUACAUUUUUCUUCUUCAGACGGGGUGAAGAGGAAGACACAGAACCCGGUGUUCGAGGAGCGGUUCACCUUUGACCUUCUGUUCCUGGAGGCCCAGCGCCGCACCCUGCUGCUGUCUGUGGUCGACUUCGACAAGUUCUCACGACACUGUGUCAUCGGCAAGGUGGCGCUGCCUCUGAGUGAGGUUGAUCUGGUGAAAGGUGGUCAUUGGUGGAAGGCCCUGGUACCUAGUUCUCAGAAUGAGGUAGAGCUGGGAGAGCUGCUGUUAUCACUCAACUACCUGCCCUCUGCUGGAAGACUCAACGUUGACAUCAUCAGAGCGAAGCAGCUGCUGCAGACAGACAUGUGCCAGGGGUCAGACCCGUUUGUGAAGGUUCAGCUGGUAACAGGGCUGAAGCUGGUAAAGACCAAGAAGACUUCCUGUAUGAAAGGAACCAUCGACCCCUUCUACAACGAGUCGUUCAGCUUCAGAGUCCCCCACGAAGACCUCAGCGAAGUCAGCCUGGUAUUUACAG